UGGCAGGAAACAGGAAAUGUAAAUGUUCGGGUGCAGCCGGGAGCCGGCCCGGGCGCCCCUCAGGUGGGAGCUCCGCCAGGGCAAGAUGCAAAAGCAAAACCUCAUCCUGCUGCUUUCUGCCCUGGUGCUGGCCAGAGGAUCUGCUGAGAAUGGCUCUGAAAAUGAUGGCUCAGGAGAUGGAUCACCAAUAUUACCAACUUUUACAGUAACACCUCCACCUGCUACACACACCUCAACUGUGGAUGACCAUGAGCCAGAACUUGCCACUGCGAGUGCUACUGAAAGCAGUAGUGAAAUAGAAAAUACUCCAAGUACUGAACUGAAUGCCUUGAACGACCAGGACAGCCUAGAAGCUGCAGAACAGCCUAUCUUAAUAUAUGCAGUCCCUGUUGUGCUGCUGGCCUUGCUGAUUUUGCUGAUCCCAUUUUUUGUAAUACAUCACAAAAGGAAAAAGUCUAAGCAAGAUGAGCUGGGGAGUGAAAAUGUGAAAAGUCCUAUCUUUGAAGAAGACACCCCCUCUGUUAUGGAGAUAGAAAUGGAAGAGCUUGAUAAAUGGAUGAACAGCCUGAACAAAAAUGCUGACUGUGAAUGUUUGCCUACUGUAAGAGAAGAGGAAAAAGAAUCAAUCGCCAACCCAAGAAUGAAAGUUGUCCCAAAACUACUUUUCAGAGACUUCUGCUGAGGAGCUAUCAACUGGACUGACAAGCCAGCUCUGAGGACAGACAGAGCAGCUGAAAACCUCUCAAAGGAUCUAAUGGAAGCAACUGCAGCCCAGUGAGGACAUGGUCCUUAUAGCAUGGUUUUUGGUUUUCAAAGUAAAGGAAUUGUAUUGGUGAAAUAUUAUUUUGAGAUUGCCUUACAGUUCAUUACCUCCACAUAUUAGCACCCCAAGCCAGCUCACAAUUUAUCCCUCCUCCUUGCCCAGUGCUGUUGUUUACAACCACCUCCUUAUUAAAACACUCAACUUGAAAACAUUUCAUUUUAAAAAAUCAGAGGUUGAAAAAUCAAGUACUCACACCAAAUACAAGUUUAGGUAAGUACAUGUUUUGUGGAACUAUUUGGUCAUGGUUUUCAGGGGCAAAAGUAUUUCUGCUCCUUUUGGUUUUGAAUAUUGAUCUUGGAAUAUCUGAAAGACAUUGACUUCUAAACAUUUCAACUUUAAUUACACUGGGAAAAAAAACCCAAAACACUUCAACAUGGGAAUUCAAAUAUUAUGAUUGUGCCCAUUGAUUUUAAGUGGUUUGUCUCUUAUGGAUGUAGUUUAAAUAUGUAAAACACAGAAAAGUGGAUCCUUGUCUGUUCAAAGCUUCCCCUGCCUUAUUUUAAAUAUUAAAUUCACAUCCUACCAUAUCUCAUAUCCUCCCAUAUCCUACCUAUCCUCAUCUUUGUCUUCCCACUCAAUAAAUGUUUAAAUCUGUUUCAUUUUGCCUGCAAAUAUUUCACUAAUGUGAUGUCAUGCACAGCUUGGUUAAAGAGAUCAAACAAAUGCCCCAGCCCCCUGGGAUGACAUCUGAGUGUCACCAAUAGCUGACAAAUACAGAGGAGGGUUCAGCUUUACAAUUAAUUGAGGAUGUGUCAAAAU
Molecule: messenger RNA, 1582 nt
Organism: Calypte anna (Anna's hummingbird)
Lineage: Eukaryota; Metazoa; Chordata; Aves; Apodiformes; Trochilidae
Gene: TMEM154
Product: transmembrane protein 154
Exons: 7
Coding region: 23-682 (219 amino acids)
Source: RefSeq, a predicted model, not a curated record